GUGUACCUACUUUGUCUGUUCCACCUCCGUUCUACGCUUAUUUUCAAGUCUCUCUAAACUCUCCUGCGGGUCGAUCUCCAUUUCCGUAUCUCCCUAUUCAAAAAAAUGCAGUACAAGAACCUAGGUCGGUCUGGGCUCAAGGUCAGCCAGCUCUCCUAUGGCGCUUGGGUAAGCUUUGGUAACCAGCUCGAUGUCAAGGAGGCAAAGUCCCUCUUACAGUGUUGCAGAGACCAUGGUGUUAAUUUCUUUGAUAACGCAGAGGUUUAUGCCAAUGGAAGAGCUGAGGAGAUCAUGGGCCAGGCGAUCCGCGAGCUCGGAUGGAAGCGGUCGGAUGUCGUCGUGUCUACUAAGAUCUUUUGGGGAGGUUCUGGCCCUAAUGAUAAGGGGUUGUCCCGGAAACAUAUUGUGGAGGGCACGAAAGCUUCGCUUAAGAGGCUUGAUAUGGAUUAUGUUGAUGUGAUUUAUUGCCACCGGCCUGACUCAUCAACACCAAUUGAAGAAACGGUGAGGGCAAUGAAUUAUGUGAUUGAUAAGGGGUGGGCAUUUUAUUGGGGCACUAGUGAGUGGUCUGCCCAGCAGAUCACUGAAGCGUGGGGCAUUGCAGAAAGAUUGGACUUGGUGGGACCAAUUGUUGAGCAACCAGAGUAUAAUCUACUAUCAAGGCACAAGGUCGAGUCAGAGUAUCUCCCUCUAUAUACCAACUAUGGCCUUGGUCUCACCACAUGGAGUCCACUUGCAUCUGGGGUGCUCACAGGAAAAUACAGCAAGGGAGCUAUACCUCCUGAUAGUCGGUUUGCUUUAGAAAAUUACAAAAACCUUGCUAGCCGAUCACUGGUUGACGAUGUUUUGAAAAAGGUUAAUGGACUGAAGCCAAUUGCUGAUGAACUGGGUGUGCCUUUAUCUCAACUUGCAAUUGCAUGGUGUGCUGCUAAUCCCAAUGUCUCAUCAGUUAUUACUGGUGCUACAAGGGAGUCUCAGAUUCAUGAGAACAUGAAAGCUAUCGACGUGAUCCCCUUGUUAACUCCUGCCGUGAUGGAGAAGAUUGAGGCUGUUGUUCAAACCAAGCCAAAACGUCCAGAUUCUUAUAGGUAAUCAGGUGGCAUUAUUGCUUUCACAGUUUCUGCGUGUAUUGGAAAAGCAGAGCUCGCAGCUUAGUCUUGUCAACGACCAACUGGGUCUGCUCUAUUGUUUCGAACUAGUUCUGUUGUCAAGUAGUUACUGAAAUCUGCCAUUGGUUUUCAUUUAUUGGAGGUUAUCCUUUUAUGUUGAUGAUUGUUGGUGGUGGGCCGUUGGAUGUCCAUUGAUGAGGUUCAUGAUGCUGAAUUGGUAGUCAUGAUAUUUGGUGUACAUGAAAUAACAAUGUUUCUUUCUUCUCUUAUGCAAGAAUUUCCCUCUUUAUAUUAUA
Jatropha curcas is the source of this 1405-nucleotide messenger RNA. It is a transcript of the gene KAB1, whose product is annotated as potassium channel beta subunit 1. NCBI's taxonomy places the organism in Eukaryota, Viridiplantae, Streptophyta, Magnoliopsida, Malpighiales, Euphorbiaceae. The record is from RefSeq and is a predicted model, not a curated record.